Molecule: messenger RNA, 715 nt
Organism: Spirometra erinaceieuropaei
Lineage: Eukaryota; Metazoa; Platyhelminthes; Cestoda; Diphyllobothriidea; Diphyllobothriidae
Source: the annotation of a GenBank genome assembly
AUGCGUUCGGCACAGACUUCGGGAGAGCAACGAAGGUAUACUACGAAGGAAGGGCGAGUGCGUGAAGAUUAAAUGGACAAGAAUACAAAGUCAAAUACAAGAACAUUGAGUUCCACCCCAGGCAUCCGGUAUAAGUAAACCGACCCCUUCUUGAAUGAUCGUCUUCGCGAACAAGAUGGAAGGUUUGACAACAAAUUAUUAGCACUGGGCUUCUUUAAAGAGCAACAGGAUGGUUACUUCCCUAAGUAUGGAUGUACCGAUCAAUGGAGCUUUUACUACAGACUUUCGUUGCAAGAUUAAUAUCACAAGGCGUUUGGACCCCAUACAAUUAAGAUCAAGAAGUUACCCCCUUGCAGGCGAAUUUUAGAGUAUUAGGACAAUACUCAGCCUCCGGCGCAGCUGUUAAAUUCCUCAGUUUCCUUUGCCUUCUUCAAGUAAAGUCAGGCGGCUCUGCUACCUUUACUACUACUACUACUACUACUACUACUACUACUACUACUACUACUACUACUACUACUACUACUACUACUACUACUACUACUACUACUACUACUACUACUACUACUACUACUACUACUACUACUACUACUACUACUACUACUACUACUACUACUACUACUACGCACAAGGACCAAAUGAGUUCGAACAAGGCAAACUGAUGUCCGCACAGAAGACGACCAAAGCCAGCGUGGACCACAAAGCCGAAGUCAAUUAG